Messenger RNA from Oncorhynchus tshawytscha (Chinook salmon), 1238 nucleotides. RefSeq names its product calmodulin-regulated spectrin-associated protein 3-like. Gene Ontology annotation, biological process: cytoplasmic microtubule organization; negative regulation of microtubule depolymerization. NCBI's taxonomy places the organism in Eukaryota, Metazoa, Chordata, Actinopteri, Salmoniformes, Salmonidae. Gene Ontology annotation, cellular component: microtubule minus-end. Bases 324 to 779 code for a protein of 151 amino acids. The record is from RefSeq and is a predicted model, not a curated record. Gene Ontology annotation, molecular function: microtubule minus-end binding; calmodulin binding. The transcript has 2 exons.
UAUAUAUAUAUAUGAAUACAUUUUAUAACCCGAUGUGUUGGGGGCUUCUGUAAGGCUUUAAGACUGCGCGCGCCUUCAUUUUAUGACCAUUUAUUUUGGUCUGGAAUUAGGAGAGAAACGGGAGCUGACACUAUGAGCUGGGGCCCAUAGUGUCAGGAUAGUUCCUGAGAAAACGCUUACCCACAUCCGUGUGCCUCAGCCCCAGUGUUAUGAAAUAGGAUGAAUAAAAUAAUGAAUGCUUGAUUUGAAGCUUCUUUCGCCACCAACUAUUCUUCUAGGUCUCUAUCCCCCUCCCAUUAUCACGGCCUGUCUGCGGACUUGCUAUGGUGGACUCCGACGCGACGAGGAAGACUUUUGUAGUCCCGGACAUAAAACCUUUUGAUCUGUAUGAUUGUACCAGGGCAAAAAUAUGCGCAAGUGUGGGAUGGCUCUUGGCUAAAUCUUACGGCAAUGCAGAGCAUGUUCCAGUGGAGUUGCGGGAGCCCUUCUACUGUGACCAGUAUGAGCAGGAGCACCUGAAGCCCCCCGUCACACACCUCCUGCUCUCCUCUGAACUCUACUGCCGCACCUACGGUCUGCUGCAGGGGGACCAGGGGGGGUCAGGGGCCCCAAAAGACAACGCCACCCUGCUGCAGCUCCUCGCCAACAGGGGCGUGGUCCCCAAAGAUCAAGACGUCCCCGUGUCUGACGUGGACCUCCGGCAUAAACCAAUCAAAAUGGUGGGAGUGGGUGUGGCAUAUAGGGCAUAUGGCAUGUUGACAUGGUUUAGUCCAUUGUGAUUUUGGGUAAUCUUGGUACCCAGAACCAAGUCUUGUGUUAUGUUUUUAGUCUGACAUGUGAGACUAUGAUUCGAGUUAUGGAAAUAUGUAAAAGGAGAAGGAUUCCUGUUUUACUGUUGGCUACUAGUCUCCCAGUAUUAGUAAUGCCCCUGGGAUGGGAUUUUGGUGACUGGGGACGACUGCCACAACACACAGGUUCAAUUGAGGGAAGAUCGAAGCUGCACUGGAAACUGCCACUGGACCGGUCCUGGUGUCACAAUAAUCCAUCCAGCAGUGAUCGAUCUGGUCGUCUGGGCAUACGGUCUGCCUCAUAGGGACACACACAGGCAUUGUCUGGUCAUGACUGCUGGCCAUGGCUGGAGUGAGGAUGUUAAAGCUGUGGAGGGGAUUGGGCUGUGGUUCUUGUUUAUGCUUUGAUUCCACGGAUUAGACAACAUUAAAAAAUACCCCCUUUCUGGA